GCGGAGGAGGCGGCGGCCCGGCCCGGCCGCUCCCGUCUCUCUGCCCGUGGCGUAGCGGUUCCCGCCCGGAGGAGGCCGCGGCGGCGCCGCCCGCCGAGCCAUGGCCCAGGCGGGCCCCAGCGCCCAGACCGAAGAUGCUCUUCUACAACGGGUAGCAGAAUUGGAAAAGGUCAAUGCAGAAUUUCUGCGCACAAAGCAGCAACUUGAGCAAGAAUUUAAUCAAAAGAGAGCUAAAUUUAAGGAAUUAUACCUGGCUAAGGAAGAGGACCUGAAAAGACAGAAUGCAGUGCUGCAGGCGGCCCAGGAUGACCUGGGCCAGCUGCGCACCCAGCUGAUGGAAGCCCACGCUGAAAUGGAGAACAUCAAGGCCAUAGCCACAGUGUCAGAGACCACCAAGCAGGAGGCCAUCGAUGAGGUCAAGAGGCAGUGGCAAGAGGAAGUGGCUUCCCUCCAGGCCAUCAUGAAAGAGACUGUUCGUGACUAUGAGCUCCAGUAUCACCACAGGAUGGAGCAAGAGCGAGCUCAGUGGAGCCAGUACCGAGAAAACAUGGAGAGGGAAAUUGCAGAGUUAAGGAGGCGACUGUCUGAAGGCCAGGAGGAAGAAAACCUAGAAAAUGAAAUGAAAAAGGCUCAGGAAGAUGCUGAGAAGCUGCGCUCGGUUGUGAUGCCCAUGGAGAAAGAGAUUGCAGCCCUAAAGGAGAAACUGGCAGAGGCUGAAGAAAAAAUAAAAGCAGCAUCAGAGGUUAAAGAACUGAACCAUUAUUUAGAAGCUGAGAAGUCCUGCAGGACAGACUUGGAGAUGUAUGUGGCUGUUCUCAACACACAAAAAUCAGUCCUGCAAGAAGAUGCAGAGAAGUUGAGGAAGGAGCUGCAUGAAGUUUGCCAUCUCCUAGAGCAAGAGAGGCAGCAGCACAACCAGCUGAAACACACAUGGCAGAAAGCCAACGACCAGUUCCUGGAGUCCCAGAGGCUGCUGAUGAGGGACAUGCAGAGGAUGGAAAUUGUGCUCACUUCAGAGCAGCUCCGGCAGGUGGAAGAGCUGAAAAAAAAGGAUCAGGAAGAAGAUGAUCAGCAAAGGCUUAGCAAGAGAAAGGAAGAGAAGCAAAAAGAUUCAGAUGAUGAAACAAAGGCUUCAUGUUCUCUGGCCCCUGAAGAAACCCUUACCCAGCUCUCUAAUGAAGAGGUGCAUGUGAACAGCACCCAUGGCUCAGUCCAUUCCCUGGAUGCAGACUUACUUCUUUCCUCUGGUGAAUCCUUCAAUAAACCAGACUCUGAUGUGUUUAAAGAUGGACUACGGAGAGCACAGUCAACAGACAGUCUGGGCACAUCUGGAUCCUUACAGUCCAAAGCUUUAGGAUACAACAACAAAGCAAAAUCUGCUGGGAACCUGGAUGAGUCAGAUUUUGGACCACUUGUUGGAGCAGAUUCAGUGUCUGAGAACUUUGAUACGGCUUCCCUUGGAUCCUUGCAGAUGCCGAGCGGGUUCAUGCUGACCAAAGAUCAGGAAAAAGCAAUCAAAGCAAUGACACCAGAGCAAGAAGAGACUGCUUCCCUGCUCUCCAGUGUCACCCAGGGUGUGGAAAGUGCUUAUGUGUCCCCCAGUGGGUACCGCCUGGUCAGCGAGACCGAGUGGAACCUGCUGCAGAAGGAGGUGCAGAAUGCAGGGAACAAGCUGGGCAGGCGCUGUGACAUGUGCUCCAAUUAUGAGAAGCAGUUGCAAGGUAUCCAGAUCCAGGAGGCUGAGACCAGAGACCAGGUGAAAAAGCUGCAGGUGAUGCUGAGGCAGGCUAAUGACCAGCUGGAAAAGACAAUGAAAGAUAAACAGGAAUUGGAGGAUUACAUGAAACAAAGUGCUGAAGACUCCUCUAAUCAGAUCUCCUUGCUCAUGGCCAAGUGUCAGAAGUCAGAGAAUUUCCUCAGUGAGCUGCAGCAGGCAUUUCUGCAAGCCAAGAGAAGUGUCCAGGAGCAAAUGGCUGUCCUGACUCAGUCAAGGGAGCAGGUUUCAGAAGAGUUGGUAAGACUGCAAAAAGAUAAUGAAAGCCUUCAAGGAAAGCACAGCUUGCAUGUGUCCUUACAGCAGGCUGAAGAUUUCAUUCUACCAGAAGCAGCAGAGGAGCUCCGUGAGCUGAUCCUCAAGUACCGGGAAGACAUCAUCAGUGUGAGGACAGCAGCAGAUCACCUCGAGGAGAAGCUGAAGGCAGAGAUCCUGUUCUUGAAAGAGCAGAUCCAAGCUGAACAAUAUUUGAAAGAAAAUAUAGAAGAAACUCUACAGCUGGAAAUAGAGAAUUGCAAAGAGGAAAUAGCUUCCAUUUCCAGUUUGAAAGCUGAACUGGAAAGAAUAAAAGUGGAAAAGGAACAGUUGGAAAGUUCUUCGCAGGAAAACCUGCAGCAGCUGGAGAGUCUGCAGGAGGCAAAGAACACUCUAGAAGAACAGCUGAAGAAGGAGACUGCAGCAAAGGCCAACCUUGAGCAGCUGGUGUUUGAAGAGAAGAACAAAGCUCAGCGGUUGCAGACUGAAUUAGAUGUCAGUGAGCAAGUGCAGAGAGACUUUGUAAAGCUUUCUCAGACACUUCAGGUGCAGCUGGAGAGGAUCCGGCAGGCAGAUUCCCUGGAGAGGAUCCGUGCAAUCCUGAACGACACAAAACUGACGGACAUUAAUCAGCUCCCUGAAACAUGACACCCUGAUGGGCUCCGAGGCUGCGUCUGGGGUUUUUAACUCAUCUUUAUAGCAACAUUAAUUAUUAUUUAACUCUAACCGAGAGAGCAGAAGACAGCAGAGGGGAGCGAUGACUUAAGUUUUGUUUCUAGAGGGGAAAAAGGUUUUGUACUGGGCAGGAGGAGAGCACAAGGGUGACUUCUAGUGUAGGAAGGAGAACUUUCUAAUGGAAACACUAAUGAGUGCAGUGUUUCGUGUUCCACUGAGUGGGAUCAGUCCUUACAUUCUGAAAAACUUCCCUCUUUCAGCUGACUUCGUAACCUAAUAUAGAGUUUUGGAACAUAUACCCCUGUCUUUCCCUCUGUCCUUUCCCCCACUACUGUGAUCAAAGUAGCUGCUGGAAACUGUAUUGUCCCUCCAAAACAUUGAAGAGCAAAGUGGUUGAAGUUUUUCUGUUUGAAUAGUCAGUAACAGUAUUCAGCUAGCAGAGAGAAUGAGGUGUAGAGUAUGCUGUAUGAAUAUUUUAUAUUAAAAUAUGACUUUAUUAGCAGGACACUGGAUAUUGAUCUUAUUUCAUAACUCAGUACUUGUUUUUUAAAACCAUUGGCUCUGUGAAGAAUCCGAAUGCUGCUGAAAUGUGGAUAUGAGUGAGCUGUGUAUCUCCUGAACAGACAAAUGCUAAUCCAAAAGAAAAAGAAUACUAUACUAAGACUUUAACUCCUUUCCAUUUUUCUGUUGAAUUCAGAUACUGAAAGAAAAGCACAAGAAAUGCACUGUUUUGUAAUCUCUUUUCAAAAAUGUAAUUUAGAAUAUGGAGCUACAACCAGUUGUUUCUCAUCUCCUAAAGCUGAGCAGUGUCUGGAAUCCCUUCUCUGUGGAGAAAAACACCAAAAAAACCCCAAGCAAACAAACAAAAAAAAAAAACCCAAGCAGAAAAAAAACUGAUGAAAGUCAUGUGCAUGUUUGAGCAUUGGCCUGAGGUGGUGCAGGUGUGCUCUGCUCUGGGUGGCACAAGGUGUGAAGGCAGGUGCUGAAUGAGUGAAGCUCUUCCUGACCCCUCUGCUGGGUCAGCCUCGUGCAGGAGCUGCAGGAUGGUGCUGCUGCAGCUUGGAGGGGGCAGUGCAGCUCUUUGGUGACCUGGCACUGCUCAGAGGUGGCUCCUGUGCUGUCCCCUGGUUCUGCUCCCUGUUAAAUUACACUGAGCCAUGUGGCUGCAGAGGCAGGAAAUUCUUGUGAUCACUCAGUUGGCAGGUUUGGGUUUCUUGUUCUGUAAAUGUCCAGAGGUAACAUGAGCCUUCCUCCUCCUCCUCCUCCUCCUCCUGCACUGCUGGAGUUCCAUGCUUGCAGCUGGAGGGAUUCUUGAACUGUUGCAGGUGUUGAUCCUGGUGUUACAAACCCAAUUCUUGAACUUUACAGCUCAGUUAAAAGGAGGCUGAAGGAGCAGAUCUCACUGCAC
This is a messenger RNA of Cinclus cinclus, 4112 nucleotides long. RefSeq names its product rabaptin, RAB GTPase binding effector protein 1 (gene RABEP1). Bases 101 to 2677 code for a protein of 858 amino acids. Gene Ontology annotation, cellular component: endocytic vesicle; endosome. The transcript has 18 exons. Lineage: Eukaryota; Metazoa; Chordata; Aves; Passeriformes; Cinclidae. Gene Ontology annotation, biological process: endocytosis; Golgi to plasma membrane transport. The record is from RefSeq and is a predicted model, not a curated record. Gene Ontology annotation, molecular function: GTPase activator activity; growth factor activity.